Molecule: messenger RNA, 1872 nt
Organism: Aureobasidium pullulans EXF-150
Lineage: Eukaryota; Fungi; Ascomycota; Dothideomycetes; Dothideales; Saccotheciaceae
Product: HPC2-domain-containing protein
Exons: 1
Coding region: 1-1872 (623 amino acids)
Source: RefSeq, a predicted model, not a curated record
AUGGCCGCGGCCGGCGAAGGACAAAGCUCAAGGGACUCCUCACCCAUGUCUUCUCCGCCACAAGGGCUUUCCGAUACCAUCAGUGUCGCGCCCGCGCAGCCCAUGUUCUUGCGUCCUGGAGAUGUUGCAUUUCCCCAACUUUCCCAUCCACCACAACCGCAGCCCGCUACGUCAACUUCUACAAAUACCACAAAUGGCAACGCCAAGGCUCCAUCACAUGAUACAAUAACCAAAAAGCCCAAACAAACUCGCAAGAAGAAGGAUCCUGAUGCGGCCGCAGCUAAGAAGGCUGCAGAGGCUCCUAAAGAAAAGAAACCUCGCAAGCCUCGUGCACCCAAGGACCCUAAUGCUCCAGCAGCUGGCUCGCGAAAGAAGCAAAAGAUUGAUGCAUCGGCCGAUUCUACGCCCAUUGCUAAUCGUCAACCAACCCUCGGCGACAUGGUUGGUAAAUUCCAGACCCCUCUUCCUCCUACGCCAAGCGCACAGCAAACACAGCCUGCACAAGUGAUGAAGAGUGAGGAAAAGAAGCCCGUCGUUGCACCUUCUCCGGCUCUUGCAAGGCCUGCCUCAAGCGGUCAAAGAUAUGACCCAAUUCGUGCUUCCAUGACCGUGGACCCCUACUCAACUCCCGCUCACACAUCGACUGCUUCACUUCAAGUCUCGCCGCAUGCGCACAGAGCAAGCGCGUCACCAGCAAUCGCAAGUUUAAUAAAUCCUCCUGCCCCUGCCGACGCGCACCACAUGUCUCCUCCCGCAAUUCCAUCAGCACCCGCUCAAAUGAAGUCACCUACCGUCACUUCUACAAUGCCUCCUCCACCCAAUGUCAACCGCCAGCCUGAAGUGCAAAUGACACCGAGCGCUCUCAUGAACAACUCCCCUCAAACAAUCUCACACCCGGCCCCUGUAGUGAUGGACGACGCCAUGGAAAUCGACGCUCUUGAUGAGCAAAAGCCAGCUCAAACAGUCACCAAGCCUGCAGACAAGGAGAAGGAGAAGCCCGGCGCCAAAGCCACUUCAGCGCCGACACAAAAGGCCAAGCGUGCUUCACCACCUGCAGCUACUGGAAGUGGUCUUCUCUCUGGCAGUGACCUCUUUGGUGGACCAUCUGCCGUCACCGAGGACCACAAACGCCAUGGAGUGAACAUUGACAUCGACAUCCCGCUCAAUCCUGCUGGAAACAACACAAUCAACAUCGCUCAGGAGAUUCUGAAGAAGUACGGCAAGAACGCGAUUAAUCCUCGCGCCGCAGCACACCGUGAGCGCCUCUUGCAGGUCGCCGCUGCCGCCAAUCGUCUGGAACCUGGAACCGGUGACGAUGUCUCUGUCGAUAACUCGGAAGCCGACAACGAUAGCAACGUUGAGAUGGGCGGCAUGGAAGAGGAGAAGAAGGGCGAAGACGAACCUAAGAAGCGCCGCCGUAGAAAGGUGGAGGACUACGACAAGGAAGACGACUUCAUUGACGACACGGAAUUGGCCUGGGAAGAAGGCGCAGCAGUCGCUAAGGACGGCUUCUUUGUCUAUUCCGGCCCGCUCGUGCCUGAGGGAGAGAAGGCUCAGAUCGAAACCUCUGCGCCCGCUGGCCGCGGUAGAGGUCGCGGCCGUGGACGCGGACGCGGUGGCGCUACUGGCGUCACUCAUGCCCAGCUCGCCGCAAAGAAUGCCGAUCCAGCAGCCGCAGUGACUGCUCCUACUACAGGCAGAGGAAGAGGUCGUGGCCGCGGCACUGGAGCCACCCGCAAGCCGCGCAUCACCAAAGCCGACAAGGAAAAGAUGGAGACAGAAAAGGUGCAACGCGAACGCCAGGCUGCCUCUCUUCCUCAGGCUCCUCCUGCAGCUGUGUUUUUAACCCCUGCCAGCAUGCAGCAGGUAUAG